Molecule: messenger RNA, 1572 nt
Organism: Lizanozyma spartinae
Lineage: Eukaryota; Fungi; Ascomycota; Pichiomycetes; Serinales; Debaryomycetaceae
Exons: 2
Coding region: 1-1572 (523 amino acids)
Source: RefSeq, a predicted model, not a curated record
AUGCAAAUUUGCAAAAUGGGCAAAAAGAAUAAGAAGAAUAAGAAGAACAUUAAUAAUUCUAGUAAUAAUAAUAAUCAUAAUGGUAGUUGUGAUAUGACGCAGCUCAUGAGAACAAAAGUGGUUGAUAGAUUAGUAGACAUCUUCCCACAAUAUACCCGUAAGCAAAUCGAGCACAGAGUGUCUAGUUUCCCCGUUGAUGGUAAUGAAGAUAAGCUUGAGGGCACGAUAGAUCGACUAAUUGAUUUGAUUGUGAGUGGUAAGUGUAUAACAGAACCUGAGCUUAAAGCAACGGAAAUCAAUACGUCUCCUAAUCUAACACCCGAUGAACAAAUACUUGUUGAAAUGUUUCCCCUGUACAAACCUUGGAUUUUACAGUUAGCAUUGUGUCAACAUAAUGGGAUAUUGAUUGAUUGUGUUGAUGAUUUAACCAACAACGAGGAUAAGUGGCUACAAGUUCAAAAGGAAGCUGAACAAGCAACCCCCACAGCAGAUACAAAUAACCCUUGGAAGUCACCAAAAAUUGGGAGAUUUUGUUAUUUCACUAAUCUGAGUAAGGCCGAAGCCCAAUCAUAUCUUCAUAAAAAUAAUAAUAGUCUUCUGAGAGCUUUGGUGGAUUUUAUUUUGAAUCAUGAGAAUGUUAAACAAACAGUAUCAAUCGAUAUUCCCGCUCUGAUACCUUCCGGCGGGCGUGUACAAAGAGGCAAUCAAGGAACUAUAAUGAAAUCAAGCACUGCAGUUAUGAACUCGAAUUGUACUACAGCGAUACAGAAAUAUGUUUAUGAUAAAGAAUCACCUGAAGCCCAAGAGCUUGACUUGAUAUAUCUAGGAACACCCCAGUUUCGCAAUAAAAUCAGUCACAACUUCGUUAAAAGAUCAUUGGAAUUUUGCGAAGGUGCUACGGAUAAAGUUUUGGAAAUGAUGUUAGAGGUGGCGACUGUUGAUGUUGAAGAAACAACACAGUCAAAACUUAGUCCAAUACUUGGUGAGAUCACCUUUAGUUCUGAAAGCCAAGAUAUAACCAAGCUGGAAUCUAGCAAUGAAUGGCAUUCAUAUUCAUCUAGAGUGUCAACGACCAAUAAUACUCUUAGUGUUGCAGAAGCCAAUGAUAGAGCAUUUUUAUUGCGAAGAAAACUCCAGUCUGUUAACACUAACAACCUUCGAAAAUCUGGGGUUACUGGGUAUUAUACUGAAAGAGUUCUUGAAGCACAAAGUCAAGUACGCGCGGCUAUUAAUGAGGACCAAAAUAUGAAAGUGAAUAGAAUAGUGGACAAGGCCCAGAAUACCAACACUCUUGAUUUACAUGGAUUGGAUAUUACUCAUGCCAUUCACACAACGCAAGCUGCAUUAAGCGAAUGGUGGAACGGAGAAUUAGAAGCAAGAGAUCUUAAGGGAAUUCAUCACGUGAAGGGUAAGGCUAGACACGCGCAACCGUAUAUUGUAAUCACAGGUCGAGGGCUACAUCUGAAAGGAGGCGUUCUGGUUCUCAAAAGAGCCAUUCAAAGAUUUUUGGACUCUAACAGUUACCAGUAUCAAGAGGGCCUGCUGCUGUUUUCAGUAAUUGGUAAAAGUUGA